Molecule: messenger RNA, 831 nt
Organism: Entrophospora sp. SA101
Lineage: Eukaryota; Fungi; Glomeromycota; Glomeromycetes; Entrophosporales; Entrophosporaceae
Source: the annotation of a GenBank genome assembly
AUGAGAAACUCUCAUACAAUAACCCGUGCUGAUAUUGAGUGGACUUAUCCAACAUCUGAUAAUUCAAACGACCAACACUUGGCAAUGAAUAACGCACCUAAUUCUGUGAAUUCAGAAAUUGGUUUGACAAAUAUUUAUCCUGCCUUUGAAGGAUUCUCAUAUUCUUGCGGUGAUAUUCAAGACGGAUUACCAAAUGCUGAAGCAAUGGCCAGAGAAUGUCGUUCCAUGUUAACUAGUGUUGCAUUCAGUUGGGUUGUCACCAUUCUUUUCGCAUCCACAACUUUCGUCUCCUACAAAAUGUGGUUCGAAAGACAAGAAAGAUAUGAGGGAGAGCGUAGAGUCGAAGCAUUGAGUGAAGUAGUCUACAAGUAUAAACCUAAACAAUCUACUUUAAUUGAAAUCAAUGAGCCUGAACAAAAUAAAUAUGGAAUUCAAAAUAUGGUAUUAUAUGGUCUGUCAACUUUUACUACUUGGUAUGUCGGUAAAGGAAUAAGAUGUGACUUAAUAUUUACUGAUUACCUGGAUCCAAUAAAAGUAAAUGUGGCAGAAUUAGCGAAAUUACAAUGUGAAUUCCAUAUAACAAGUUUGAUAUUUUGUUGGAUGAAUAUUGGCUUGUCACUAGUUUCUUUAUUUCUAAGUAUUUGGAGAUCGAUCGAUGCUAAGAAUUUAGAUUUAUAUUAUGAUAACACAACUAAUAGUAAUAGAGCUAGUAAUGUUAUGGUUGUCGAUGAUUAUUACGGUAAUGAACAAUAUACAUCGCCAACGAGUAGAGUUGGUAGUGCAUUUUUUGGUAAAAACUUUGGUAGAAGAGCCUCAGUUGCUUAUUUUUAA